AGCUAUAAAUAAAUACGUUCGAUCGUUCCAUAAAUAUAUACUUCGUACUACGAACGUAUAAUAUGUCAACAAAGGCGGUGAGUGGGAACGGCGGCGAAAGAGUCCGGCCACAUUACCAGUGGCACAAAGUUCUAACCAUUCAUCUUCCUGGUUUUACAAAGGACAGUCUAAAGGUGGUUAAAAAGGGGGGGAACAAGUUGGAGAUUUGUGGGGAGAUGGGUUCGAAAAGGUUCCGGCAAGAUUUCACAGUUCCGGGAGGGUGUGACAUCCAUAAAGUCACAGCCAAGUUCCAAAAUGGAGUCCUCACCAUUACAAUGCCAUGUCAUGAUGAUGAAGCAGUGAACAAACCCGGGGGCCGUUCGCCUCCGGAAACAACAACUUCGGGGGAGGAACAAAAGAAGCCAACUACUCAUCCAUCCCCUGCCGCCGCCAACCCG
This is a messenger RNA of Cuscuta epithymum, 437 nucleotides long. Lineage: Eukaryota; Viridiplantae; Streptophyta; Magnoliopsida; Solanales; Convolvulaceae. The record is from the annotation of a GenBank genome assembly.